Miscanthus lutarioriparius is the source of this 243-nucleotide messenger RNA. The record is from the annotation of a GenBank genome assembly. NCBI's taxonomy places the organism in Eukaryota, Viridiplantae, Streptophyta, Magnoliopsida, Poales, Poaceae.
AUGACACGCUCAAGCUCAGCGCAGCGCGCCAACGUGCUGGACCUCAUCAAGGUCGGCUUGCCCCCGCACCCGCAAUGCUGCCCGCUGCUUGAGGGGCUGGUGGACCUCGACGCGGCAUUGUGCCUCUGCACUGCCAUCAAGGCCAACGUCCUCAACAUCGCCAACCUAAGCGUGCCCGUUAGCCUGGAGCUCAUCCUCAACAACUGCGGCAAGACUUGCCCCAAGGACUUCACUUGCCCCUAA